This is a messenger RNA of Trametes versicolor FP-101664 SS1, 477 nucleotides long. RefSeq lists its product as uncharacterized. The annotation marks the transcript as partial. NCBI's taxonomy places the organism in Eukaryota, Fungi, Basidiomycota, Agaricomycetes, Polyporales, Polyporaceae. The transcript has a single exon. The record is from RefSeq and is a predicted model, not a curated record.
AUUGGUCAAUUUGCAGAGCCAGAGAGUUUAUACCACAAUCCUCAGCUGUAUCCUCAGAUGUUCCCAUGGUUAUUCCCAUAUGGCUUAGGUGGAAUGAACAAUUCUGCAAGCGGGUGUCGGCCUGUCUCUGAAGAGCGGAGAAAGCAACAGCUUCUGAUGUACCAUGAUAAGCGCUUUCAACUAGAGCCAUUAUUUCCAUUGGUUGCAUUAAAUCAUGAGCAGAUCAAAAAAUCCACCACAGCAGGAUAUUUGUUGGCAGACAAAAACAAGUUUGGUGAAAUAGCCAACAGGCUUCUGAAUAUCAAAGACUCGACCUUGGCAGACAUUAUUCAGCGUCUUAGCACUGGGUCUAUGAAACCAGAGACUGAAGAUGAAAAGGCUUGCUUCAAAAUAUUGAAUGACCUAGAUCAUGUCAAUUACAAGGUGCAGGGGUCUAUCACAAGCAAAAAUAUAUGCGCAAUGAGAUAUGGUCAUUAG